AUGACAUCCGACACACUGCACGAUCUAGCCGCGACUUUCCAAUGGUCACCCUCUUACCUUGCUCAAUUACAACACAUUGCCGAUACGGACGACUUCAUUCACGAAGAUGACGUUCAUCACCAGCAACAACUCUCUUCCUCGUCCUCUGCCGCGGGUGCAUCUUCAUCCCCACCUGCAACACAACAUCCAGGAGCAUAUGAUUGGCCGGUAUUAAAGGACGCCAUCAAGUAUCGAAUUCGAAGCUGUUUGCAGGAGAGCUUUGGAUCAGACAGGGAGAUGGUGUUGCACCCGGCGACAAAGUUGAUGCCGUACAUGGAGCCGGGUGAGGAACUGGAAGUGACGUGGCAGAAGGCUGAUUGUGGAAUGCUGUGUGAGAAGCAGAAUGAGAAGGAAGAGGACAAGGCGGAGGGAUUGGCGAUGCCAUCAGCAUCUGUAGCGCAGGGCGAAACGAAUGGCGCAUCUGCUUCUGCUACAGAGAAAGAGGCAGCGGUAAUGGACACAGAGGUCGUCGAUGCUGCCGAGAAGGCAGCAGAUGAAACUCAAAACGUAACUUCUGACUCAGGAUCACCUGUAGCCUCAGCAGCAGCACAGGACGGCGAUGCAUCUUCACCAUCAUCGGACACAGCCGUCUACACCUACCGUCAGAACUCGUCGUCUUCUGACCCCACCCUCACACAUCCCCCCUUCGUCCACCGCGCCGACAUCACCAACUUCUACCCACCCAAGCGUCCUCUCCCAACCGCGCCUUCCACCACGAUUCAACCGCUUUCCCCGAUGGCCAUUGCGACGCACAUUCGAACCCUGUUUUCCAUGCUGGACGACUUUGACGUUCAGCCGCCGUUCACCAUCCAGCGUCUGUGCGAACUUGUCGUUGCCCCGACCGCGCACUACAAUUCCGCCUUGAAAUGGAUCAGUGCUCUGAAACGCUGUUUGUCCGUCACCGCUACGCGUGAUGCGUUUCCCAUUAGCCCCGUUCAGGCAGCUGUCGAGCUGGUGCCCAAUGGCACGCAUUCAGGUGAAAAUGUCGUAGCCGACAUUUCCGAACUCGAGAUGGAUCGGAUAGAUGGACUACCGCCUAGCUCGGCGUCCGGUGGGGUGCGAUCCAGGAGCUCGAGCGUGGGUUCGAACGCGAGUGUGGCCGAACCGCUGUUCUCGCCCAUUCCCUUCAUUGUGAGGGACGAGAAUGGACAGACGACAAGCAGUGGUGAUGGCGGUACUGCAGCAGCAGGACAGCAGCGAGAGACGGAUGCGAUGGCAUCAGAUCUGCAAGGCGUGGAUCGACGAGUAUUGAUGGACCAGACCCCGGACAUGGAAUUGGGCGGGGCAGAUAGGACACAGAUCGGGGAUCGAUUGCCGAACGAGAUCGUGGAUGUGGGUCCAGCUCGCAACGCACGCGUUGCGGAUGGUGCGAAUGCAACUGUGAAGCCACAGGAGCACGAGGCACAACAAGAUGCCGUCAUGCCAGAAUGCUCAGAUGAUCCGAUGCAGCACACAGCUACCACCGAUGCCGUCACUGCAGCAGUCCAAGCCUCCUCUUGCUCCACGGCGACACCAGUGUCCGCUUCAGCAGCAACUUGCGAACCACUCGGUGUCCCCGACGGCCAAGUCGACGAGAUCGACAACCCCACUUUCACGCUCAACCCUCUCACAUCUACCACCAAUGCUGCUCCAUCCGCAUCCGUGGCUACCUCUACAACUCCCUCAUCACAGCCAGUCUCAGGCUCGCAAGAUGUCCAAGACGAUCAAGAUACACCGCGCUCCACCAAACGUCGCAAAAGCGUCGCUUCCGUCCACGACGAUGCGCGCGCAUGA
Mycosarcoma maydis (corn smut) is the source of this 1812-nucleotide messenger RNA. RefSeq lists its product as uncharacterized. Gene Ontology annotation, cellular component: protein phosphatase 4 complex; nucleus; cytoplasm. The record is from RefSeq and is a predicted model, not a curated record. Bases 1 to 1812 code for a protein of 603 amino acids. NCBI's taxonomy places the organism in Eukaryota, Fungi, Basidiomycota, Ustilaginomycetes, Ustilaginales. The transcript has a single exon. Gene Ontology annotation, molecular function: protein phosphatase regulator activity. Gene Ontology annotation, biological process: protein dephosphorylation.